Molecule: messenger RNA, 1209 nt
Organism: Bradysia coprophila
Lineage: Eukaryota; Metazoa; Arthropoda; Insecta; Diptera; Sciaridae
Gene: Ciao1
Product: cytosolic iron-sulfur assembly component 1
Biological process (GO): iron-sulfur cluster assembly
Cellular component (GO): cytosolic [4Fe-4S] assembly targeting complex
Molecular function (GO): protein binding
Source: RefSeq, a predicted model, not a curated record
AUUUUUUGAAACGUCAGAAACCAGCGAUAACCAACACACACGCGAUUGUUCGGACUUCAUUCAGGGAAUAAUUAGACAAAAACAAAUUGAAAUUUUGCAAUUGAAAUUAAUUAAGUGAUGAGCCGUUUAGAAUUACAACAUACUCUUACGGGCCAUAAAGGUCGCGUAUGGGGAGCUGACUGGCACCCAACAAAUAACGCAUUGGCAACAUGCGGUGAAGAUAAAACAAUUCGAUUGUGGUCUCAAGAAGGGAACCGAUGGAUUACCAAAACCAUCCUGUCGGACAGUCACACUAGAACUAUACGUGAUAUAGCUUGGAGUCCUUGUGGACAGUUUUUGGCCUCAGCCAGUUUCGAUGCCACAACGGCCAUUUGGGACAGAAAGUCUGGUCAGUUCGAGUGUAACGCAACACUUGAAGGUCAUGAAAACGAAGUGAAAAGUGUAUGUUGGUCUAAGUCCGGUUCACUUUUGUCGACGUGCAGUCGUGACAAAUCGGUUUGGAUUUGGGAAGUAGCUGGCGAAGACGAGUUCGAAUGUGCAGCGGUACUUAAUGCUCACACACAAGAUGUAAAGAAGGUUACUUGGCAUCCGCAUGUUGAUAUCUUAGCAUCGGCUAGCUACGAUAAUACAAUUAAAAUGUAUAAAGAAGAUCCAGCCGAUAACGAUUGGACGUGCAUUAGUACAUUGACCGGUCAUACAUCGACCGUGUGGAGCAUAGCAUUCGAUGGUACCGGUAACAGAUUGGCAUCGUGCAGUGACGACAGAACUGUUAAAAUUUGGCAGUGUUAUAUGCCUGGAAAUGAGGAAGGCAUUGCGACACCCGAUGGUGAUAUGGUGUGGAAAUGUGUGUGUACAAUUGCUGGCCACCAUACGAGAAGUAUUUACGAUAUCUCCUGGUGUCCACAAACAGGUCUUAUAGCGACGGCUUGUGGAGAUGACAUAGUUAGAGUCUUCAAGGAAUCCGAAAAUUCCACGAAAUUAGCCCCAGAGUUCGAGAUUGUUGCUUCUCAACAUGGUGCUCAUUCACAAGAUGUAAAUACAGUGAAAUGGUGUCCGACAACGACAGGACUAUUGUUGUCCACUAGCGAUGACGGUGAUGCGAAAAUUUGGAAAUAUGAAAUUUAAACAUUGUUAUUAUGACGAAUGUGUUGGUUUUGAUUUAUUAAAAGGCGCCUCAGUCGGACUGUGUAGUGCACACUAUUUUGCAUA